AUGUCUGCUGUUAAACCCAAAAGUUUCAUUAGGCGUUUCGUCAAUGUCGAAGAAAAGGGAGAUGAAUCGGCUUUCAUGGCCAUUUUUGUUGGUGUUUUUGCUGCUUUUGGUGGUAUUUUGUUCGGUUACGAUACAGGGACCAUUUCUGGUGUCCUUGCUAUGGACUACGUGCUUGAGACAUUCCCUGAUACUCCUGGAAUGUUCACCUCUUCUGAAAAUUCUUUGAUCGUUUCCAUCUUAUCCCUUGGUACAUUUUUGGGCUCCCUUGUGGCCCCAUACUUCAACGAUUGGAUCGGCCGUCGCUUAACAUUGAUCCUAUCUUCGCUUAUUGUUUUCAACUUGGGUAUCAUUUUACAAACUGCUUCCACCGGUAUUCCAUUACUUGUCGCUGGUAGAGUGUUUGCUGGUCUUGGUGUCGGGUUGAUUUCCUCUACUGUUCCAUUAUACCAAUCUGAAUGUGUUCCAAAAUGGAUCAGAGGUGCUUUGGUUUCUUUUUAUCAAUUCGCAAUCACCAUUGGAUUGUUGUUGGCCAACAUUGUUAAUAAUGCCACCCACAAGAUGAACAAUUCGGGGUCUUAUAGAAUUCCGAUCGCCAUUCAAUUCCUCUGGGCUUUGAUUUUGGGUAUCGGUUUCAUUUUCUUGCCAGAAUCCCCUAGAUUCUGGGUCAAGCGUGAAAAGAAAGAAGAAGCAUUGAAUUCCUUGCACCGUUUAAGAAGAUUGCCUGUUGAUCAUCCUGAAGUGAUCGAAGAAUAUGAGGAGAUUAGAGCAAACCAUGAAUAUGAAAUGUCUCUUGGCUCUAGUGGCUGGUUGGACUGCUUCAAAUCUAGUAACCAUCAAAGAUUAAGAAUAUUUACUGGUAUCUCUUUGCAAGCUUUGCAGCAAUUGACCGGGGUUAACUUUGUGUUCUACUACGGGGUGACUUUUUUCAAGAACGCCGGUAUCAAUAACUCCUUCUUGAUUUCUGUCGUUUGUAACGUGAUCAAUUGUGUUUGCACUAUCCCUGGGAUUGUGCUUGUUGAACUUUUGGGUAGAAGACCAUUGAUUCUUAGUGGUGCAUUAGGGAUGUUUAUUUCUGACUAUAUUGUUUCCAUUACUUCUGUUGCAUCCAAUGAUUCCGGAGCAUCUAAUAAUGUGAUGAUUGCAUUUAUUUGUAUCUUUAUUGCUUUCUUUGCUGCCACUUGGGGCCCAAUCUGUUGGGUUAUUGUUGGUGAAAUUUUCCCAUUACGUGUCAGAGCUAAGAGUAUUGCUUUGUCCACUUCUUCCAACUGGCUUUGGAACUUUGGGAUUGCCUAUGCAACCCCAUACUUGGUUGAUCUGGGCCCAGGUAACGCAGAUUUAGGUCCAAAAGUUUAUUUUAUUUGGGGUUCUUGCAAUUUAUUGUGUUUGAUUUUCGGUUGGUUCUUCGUUUAUGAGACUAAGAACUUGAAAUUGGAACAGAUCGAUGAGUUAUAUGACACUUGCAAGCCUUGGAAAUCAUCCAAGUUUGUCCCAACUACUUAUUUGGGUAAUCAUGCUACUAAUGAAGCUGGAAGUUAUGAAGCUGACCCAAAGUUGGAACUUGACCAUUCUGAUUCCAGAGUCUGA
Saccharomycopsis crataegensis is the source of this 1584-nucleotide messenger RNA. Its product is annotated as sugar porter family MFS transporter. The record is from RefSeq and is a predicted model, not a curated record. Lineage: Eukaryota; Fungi; Ascomycota; Saccharomycetes; Ascoideales; Saccharomycopsidaceae. The transcript is spliced from 2 exons. Gene Ontology annotation, biological process: transmembrane transport; carbohydrate transport. The coding region runs from base 1 to 1584 and encodes 527 amino acids. Gene Ontology annotation, molecular function: carbohydrate:proton symporter activity. Gene Ontology annotation, cellular component: membrane.